UGAUCAUGAACAUGCUGGAGAAGAGAGCUUUCCUGAAGCGGUACCCGUACCUGAAUGCUCCCCUGCAGGUCAGCCUGGUGGGACUCUGUUUGGUGUUUGCCACCCCGUUGUGCUGUGCACUCUUCCCACAGAAAAGCUCAAUGCCUGUGAGCAGCCUGGAGCCUGAAGUCCAAGAUCAGUUCCGGAAGAAAGAUCCAUGGCUGGAGACUGUCUACUUCAACAAAGGGCUCUGAGCAGGACCUGGGGUGGCUGAGAUGUGCCCCACAGAGCUGCCAGGCCAGCACGUUGCUGAGCUUUGCCCUUUGGGUCUCCUUGGGGCUGCUGUGCUUUCCCUUGGCCGUUGUGUGUCCAUAGGUCCCAGGUGCUCAGCCCUGCUUUCUGGGGUCCCUGCAGCCAUGCAGCACCACACCAAACCCUGUCCCCGUGCCUGGCUCAGCCCUGCUCUAGGGACCUCCUGGCUGGCACCCUGGUGCACUCCUCCUCUGUGUGUGUGUGCCUGUAGCUCUGUGCAGUGCACAGGGAAGUGCAGGCAGCAACACCAGGGACCUUGUGAGCUGUGGUGGAAGGAAAAACAAAAGUGAGAUGAGGAAGAAAAUGGUGCUCCCCAGCUUUAGGAGGCAGCAGAGAAUCAGCAAUUGAAGGUAGAGUACCUCUGUAGGCACCCUACAAUGCCCAGCGGUUCAGCAGCUGGUGCCUGGGGAUGGCAGAGCAGCUUUUGGAGAGGAAAACUCCCCAUACCCAAAAUAGUUGGGGGUGAGUGAUCGAUUGCACGUAGUGGCUGGAACUCAGAGUGGGGGGCUCUCCUAGCCCAGGCGUGUGCUUCCAGCUCACCUUCUGCUCUCCUGCGGGCCGCUCUGGGGUUUUAAUCUGGCUUUCUGCUGCUUCCAUCCCCAGAGCAAAUGGCACGUUUUAAUCCCAGUAGAGUCUUGGUUUUAUUCUCAUUUUAAUGCCAUCUGUGUUCAGGGCUGGGCUUCCCCUGAGGGGUUACUCUACCCCCUCCUGGAGUGCUUGCUUUCAGGUGGACCUUCUCAAAUAGCUUUAAGUGCACUGUGGUUUCCUCUAGAUAUUUUUGAUAUACAUAUAAUGUACCUAUAUAUACCAAACAAUAAAGGCAGAUUGUUUAUACAAAACCAACAGCAAA
Motacilla alba alba is the source of this 1141-nucleotide messenger RNA. RefSeq names its product sideroflexin 3 (gene SFXN3). Gene Ontology annotation, cellular component: mitochondrial inner membrane. Bases 6 to 233 code for a protein of 75 amino acids. Lineage: Eukaryota; Metazoa; Chordata; Aves; Passeriformes; Motacillidae. Gene Ontology annotation, biological process: serine import into mitochondrion; monoatomic ion transport. Gene Ontology annotation, molecular function: monoatomic ion transmembrane transporter activity. The record is from RefSeq and is a predicted model, not a curated record. The transcript has 4 exons.